AUGGAACACUUAAACAUUGGCUUUGUACUUAAAAUCUUCUUCUCCACGUACCUUUACGACAUUCUGACCAAUGCGAGCGUGGUUAAGAACAAGAUCCCGGUCCUGCUCUGCUGUAACAAGACGGAUAAAGUAACUGCCCACACAAAAGAUUUCAUCCGCAAGCAGAUGGAGAAAGAAAUAGAGGAACUUAGGGCUUCGAGGAGCGCGGUAUCAACUGCUGAUAUAGCUAAUGACUUCACGCUCGGGAUUGAAGGAGAAGUGUUUUCCUUUACGCAUUGCUUAAACAAAGUCUCGGUCGCUGAAGCAUCUGGAUUAACAGGAGAAACUGAUCAGAUAUUGCUUGCGGCACAAGCUAACGAUUUCAACCAAGACAUUGACAUAACAUGGGGUGAUGGUCGAGGAAAUAUAUUGAACAAUGGAACUCUUGUAAAUCUCGCUCUUGAUCAAUCUUCGGGAUCAGGGUUUCAAUCGAAAGCCGAGUAUUUGUAUGGAAAAGUCGACAUGCAGAUCAAACUUGUCCCUGGAAACUCUGCCGGGACCGUGACUACCUUCUAUUUGAAGUCUCAAGGAUUAACAUGGGACGAGAUAGAUUUCGAGUUCUUGGGGAAUGUUAGUGGAGAUCCAUACAUUCUUCACACUAAUGUUUACACUCAAGGCAAAGGCGAUAGAGAGCAACAAUUCUAUCUUUGGUUCGAUCCCACCGCUGAGUUCCAUAACUAUUCUAUUCUUUGGAACCCGAGUCACAUAGUGUUCUAUGUUGAUGAGAAGCCAAUUAGAGAAUUCAAUAAUUUAGAAGCAAUGAAUGUGGCUUAUCCAAAGAACCAGCCCAUGAGAAUGUAUGGUAGUUUAUGGAACGCAGAUGAUUGGGCCACAAGGGGGGGUUUGGUCAAGACAAACUGGUCACAAGGACCAUUCGUAGCCUCUUUCAAGAACUACAACUCCGACAAUGCUUGUAUCUGGUCCAGUGAUAAUGGAACCACGACUAGUACUACUUCUUGUAGCCCUGGUGGCUCGUCUUCUUCUUCCUCGAGCAGUACUAGCGAGUGGUUUUCGCAGAGAGGGAUGGAUUCUUCAAGCCAGAAAGUUCUUAGAUGGGUCCAGAGGAAGUUCAUGGUUUAUAAUUAUUGUAAGGACAAGAAAAGGUUCUCUCAGGGUUUGCCUAUUGAAUGCAAGAACAAGAGCAAGAACAAAAAAGUCUCGAGAUGA
Molecule: messenger RNA, 1206 nt
Organism: Microthlaspi erraticum
Lineage: Eukaryota; Viridiplantae; Streptophyta; Magnoliopsida; Brassicales; Brassicaceae
Source: the annotation of a GenBank genome assembly